This is a messenger RNA of Fusarium musae, 1443 nucleotides long. RefSeq lists its product as uncharacterized. The record is from RefSeq and is a predicted model, not a curated record. Gene Ontology annotation, molecular function: ATP binding; pantothenate kinase activity. Gene Ontology annotation, biological process: coenzyme A biosynthetic process. The coding region runs from base 1 to 1443 and encodes 480 amino acids. The transcript has 2 exons. NCBI's taxonomy places the organism in Eukaryota, Fungi, Ascomycota, Sordariomycetes, Hypocreales, Nectriaceae. Gene Ontology annotation, cellular component: nucleus; cytosol.
AUGACUCCCGUCUCGGAACACGAAGAUGCGAUUGCACAAGAACUACAAGCUCCGGCGCAUCCUUUGGACCACAAGCGCCGCCGUACCAUGACGUCGACCGAUGAAAUAGACAGCACCAUCAUCCGCCCUGGCAGUGUCAGAAUUAAUGUCAAAGGCGCUUUCAUCGUCGACCCCGAUACGGCGACGCCAGCCUCUACCUCUGGCGCAAGCGCGGGCGGUGCUGCAGCUCAUAACGGCCGAAUGAGCCCGACGCACCCCGAAACGAGCGACAUCCGGUUGCCAUACCACACUGCGAUUGUGAGCCAUAUUGCGAUUGACAUUGGCGGAUCGCUUAUAAAACUCGUUUACUUCUCGCGCGAAGUUGAUUCUACGGAUCCCGGCGGCCGACUGAACUUUCAAAGCUUCGAAACAGAUCGCAUUGAUGACUGUGUGGAGUUUAUGCGACAUCUGCGUGAUAACCAACUUGUCAAUGGCUCACAACCGGGAGAGUUGUGUGUGAUGGCGACUGGUGGUGGCGCGUACAAGUAUUAUGACAAAAUUCGAGCCGCACUUGAAGUGGACGUAUCGCAAGAGGAUGAGAUGGAAUGUCUCAUCAUUGGUGAGCAGCUCUAUUCGCUAUCAAGAACGUUUGAGCUGAUAGUUUUUCUAGGACUCGACUUUUUUAUAACCGAAAUCCCCCGCGAGGUCUUUACCUACUCCGAAACAGAUCCCAUGCACUUCGUCGUGCCACAAGAUAAUAUAUAUCCUUAUCUGCUCGUAAAUAUCGGCUCAGGCGUCUCAUUCCUCAAGGUCACUGGGCCAAGAUCAUAUCAGCGAGUCGGAGGUACAUCACUCGGUGGUGGUACUCUCUGGGGUCUCUUGUCUCUGCUCACUGGCGCGCGAACUUUUGACGAGAUGCUUGAGCAAGCCGCUCACGGCGACAAUGCCAACGUCGAUAUGCUAGUUGGCGACAUCUAUGGAACAGACUAUGGCAAGAUAGGACUCAAGAGCACAACAAUCGCUUCGUCCUUUGGUAAAGUUUUUCGUAUGAAGAGAGAGGCUGAAUCAGCAGCCGAAGAUGGCAGAUCUGCUACGCCGGAAGACGCAUCCUUCAACAGCGCAGAUGUUUCAAGGUCUCUCCUGUACGCCAUCUCAAACAAUAUUGGACAGAUCGCCUACCUGCAGUCCCAAAUUCACAACCUAUCCAAUAUUUAUUUCGGUGGCUCUUUCAUCAGAGGCCAUCGUCAGACCAUUAACACACUAAGCUAUGCCAUCAAGUUCUGGAGUAAGGGGGAGAAGCAAGCAUACUUCCUCCGUCAUGAGGGUUACCUGGGAGCAGUUGGCGCAUUCCUCAAAAGGAAGCCCAAGAACUGGGGCCGCAAAGGAAGUCUUGAGGGCAUGGAUGACCUAGCUGAGUUACGGACGAAUCUCCGCGAAGGGGCAUCUAUCUCCAGUACAUCAUAA